AUGACAGAGAAAACAAAAAGCGAGGGGAUGAGUGGACUUGACAAAUUCAAUUUGCUUGAUGAUGGGACGACAAAUCACAAAGAAAACCUGAUCCUUCACUUUGUCCCAAAAAUUCGCGACCCACUGCUAUUAAACGUUGCUACAGGAUUUUGGACAAGAUUAAAUCCAACCCAUGAGUCUAUGACCCCCUCCCUACCAGACUGUUUAAUUCAAUAUGAAAUCAGAUGUAUUGAUAGGGAAACGUCUUGGAAGGUUUUGAGAGGAGUCAACACUGGUUCAUUGCAACAUCCAUGGUCCUACUUUAUUCUGUUGCGAUGA
Peronospora belbahrii is the source of this 318-nucleotide messenger RNA. NCBI's taxonomy places the organism in Eukaryota, Oomycota, Peronosporomycetes, Peronosporales, Peronosporaceae. The record is from the annotation of a GenBank genome assembly.